Westerdykella ornata is the source of this 1282-nucleotide messenger RNA. RefSeq lists its product as uncharacterized. Gene Ontology annotation, cellular component: synaptonemal complex. Bases 1 to 1047 code for a protein of 348 amino acids. NCBI's taxonomy places the organism in Eukaryota, Fungi, Ascomycota, Dothideomycetes, Pleosporales, Sporormiaceae. The record is from RefSeq and is a predicted model, not a curated record. Gene Ontology annotation, molecular function: ubiquitin protein ligase activity. The transcript is spliced from 4 exons. Gene Ontology annotation, biological process: reciprocal meiotic recombination.
AUGGAGUUCGUUCUGCGCUGCAACAACCUCAGAUGCCGCCAGCAGCUGCAUGAUCAAGCGGUAGUAACGACCUGCAGCCAUGUUUUCUGCACCAACUGCGCUGAUAGUACGCGGCUCUCACAACCACCAAGUUCGAAGCGUCACUGCCCGGCAUGCGAGACUCUGCUUGCGAAUCCCGACGAUGUCGUUGUCGCCGGUCUCAACCCCUCCGAAGACUACAAAACGAGUGUGCUGAGCGGACUCAGUCCGACCAUUAUCAUGGAGUGUGCGAGUCGGGGCCUGAGCUUUUAUAGCUACCAGGCUUCGCAAGAGAUUGUGUAUCAAGAGCAUCUUGCAAAGAGCUUGACGGACAAAUAUACGACGCUGAAUCAGCAGAUGGACCAGCUUAUACACGACGCGAACACGCAGAUCAAGAUGUUGCAGGACAAGUUGCAGACCAUGCAAGCCGAGCAAGCUACACUUGAAGCCAAGAACCACGAGCUGAUCGAGGCAUUCCGCGAAAAGAGUCGAGCACAACAGCAGCUGCAGAAGCUCUACCAGACCCUGAAAGCCCAAGUCAUGGCGUCUCAUGUGGCUACCGCUGCCGUUGACGAAGCAGAUCAUACUCUGCAGAGUGCUCGACCUGAUCGAUUCGUAGAGAGGCUUCCUGGAGCACGGAGCGGGAUAGGGAAUUUCAGCCAGCCGAACGUAGACAAUCGCCAGGGAGGACACCAGAGAUACCAUAACAGGAAUGGAAGCGGUAGCUCUGGCGGCGGUCGAGUACCUGGUGUUGGUAUUGGGCCUGGAGGGGGAAAUAACUCUCAAGCUCAGGGCUUCGGGUUGGGCGGCAGGACGUUCACUGGCCAAUCCGCUGCAACCGGAACUCCCCUCCAGGGUCAGCAUCGUAGUCGACUUCCUGUUCUCGGAGGAACGCGUGCAAAUGCGUUUGUGGGCACUGAUGCAGGUCCAGCGUACCAGCCAUCGCCUGCAACGAGGCAGCCCUUGGGUCUCAGGUCGCAGAACAUCGGUGGCUUCGGGUUCGAGACGAAAGGCGCGAAAAAGCGUUGACUGGUCAAUGUUCGUUGCUGUUGACAAGUGACGGUACGGAGUACGAAUAUCUUUUUGAUGGAGAUGGUGCUGAGGUGGCAGGGCGUAGUUGAGGAGGCUGCAAGGUCCAAAUGAGGGGGCUGCUGUUGUGAAACCUCGUAAAUGGUGAUAUACCACCUCUUAGAUACAUGCUCUCGGACGGGAACUUUGGAGAUGAUUGUAAAUGACUGCUGUUCUGAUUGUAGGCCUGAACGGU